Cylicocyclus nassatus is the source of this 573-nucleotide messenger RNA. Lineage: Eukaryota; Metazoa; Nematoda; Chromadorea; Rhabditida; Strongylidae. The record is from the annotation of a GenBank genome assembly.
AUGCUUGCGGGUGCGGCUAUAAUCCUCAUUAUAACUUACUUGACAUAUCGGCUGCCAAUAGAACCUGACGAGAAGAAGAAUAAAAUCAAUUUAUGUGAUAUGCCACUAGAUCGUGGUGAUUCUGAAUGCGAUGCACCUGCGUCAGGAUUGAAAUGGUAUUAUGACAAAGAAAUGGACGAAUGCUACGAGUACUUCUACGAAGGAUGUGGUGGUGGACAGAACACAUUCGCCGAUGAUAGAUCCUGCCAAAUGAGAUGCAUUCCAGCGGAUGAGGUAAAAUGUGGAGCAAACACAAAACCUAGAGGCACUUGCACGAGGGAAAAACAACAUUGCCCAAUCGGUACCUUUUGCUCAUUGGGACCGAUGGGAGCAGGAAUCUGUUGUGAUAAGAAAAAUGAAGAGGAAUGGACUAAGGAGCUCAAGCCAACAUGCGAAAAUGGAACACUUUUAACAAGAAAGGAAUGGUACGGUGCAGCGCCACAAUUGGGAAGGAACUGCUCACAUAGAUUCUGUCCGGAAAAUUAUAAAUGCAUCCAGACUAAGCAUCUGGCACAUUGCUGCCUUGAACAUUGA